CAGUGGCUUUGUCUUCCAGCAGGGCGUGGGUACCGUGGUGAUAGCCAGGCCGCUGGACGCUGAGGGUCAGUCGCUCUACAACCUGACGGUCAUGGUCACUGACGGUACCAACACAGCUAACACACAGGUCUACAUCCGUGUUCUUGACAGUAAUGACAACCCUCCCGUCUUCUCUCAGCCCACAUAUGACAUUAGCGUGUCAGAAGACAUGCCGGCCGACACAGAGCUGUUGCGUGUGCGAGCGUCAGACGGUGAUGAACGUGCACGUCUCAGCUACUCCAUCCACAGUAGUGUCGACCCAGCCAGUAUGAGACUGUUCAGGAUUAACCCAGGGACUGGAGUGGUCUACAGCGCUGAUCGACUGGACUACGAGGCUAGGACGCAACACAUACUGACCAUCAUGAGCCAAAAUUAUGGGGGAAGUGGUAACACGGGAGCAGUGUUUGCUAUUGACGAUGCCACUGGUGUAAUCUCCGUAGCGAGAGACCUGGACCUCUCGUCCGUAGGAUAUUACAUCAUCACCGUGCGCGUCACUGACAGCGGCACGCCACCCCUCACCGCCACCGCUGCCGCACGUGUUUCCCUCACUCUCUCUGACUCCUCCCUGCCCAAGUUCAGCCAGAGAGAAUACCAGGCAGAGGUGAUGGAGAACUCUGCCGCAGGAAGGUACGUCACAUUGGUGUCCGCCCUGAGUCGCUCUGCGCUGGUUUAUGACAUCACAGCCGGUAACCACGAACGCCAUUUUGCCAUCAACCGUUACACUGGAGUCCUCACCACCCGCAAGGCACUCGACUUCGAGCGUACAGGUUCUUACUCUCUGGUGGUGCGUGCAUUGAGCAUGGCUGGAGUGGAGAGCAGUGCUACAGUCAGUGUCCAGGUGGGAGACCAGAACGACUGUCCACCUGUGUUCCAACAGCUCAGUUACAUAGGUGUUAUCAGCGAGGCUGCUCCGGUCAACAGUGUGGUCCUCGGGGAGGACGGUAACCCUCUGGUCAUACAGGCUAUGGACCGUGACCGUAACCUGAACGCCCUGCUGGUGUUCAACAUCAUAGAUGAGACCGCUAGAUCCUUCUUCACCGUGGACUCUGGGACCGGGUCCAUUAGAACCAUCUCUACUCUGGACUACGAGACGUUCUCUGCCUUCUCCUUCCGGGUACAUGUGAGGGACAGUGGGAGACCCCAGAGAACAGCAGACAACCCAGCUCAGGUCCAUAUCAAGGUGGUAAACAUCAACGACUCCCCUCCUAAGUUCUCCCAAGACUCCUAUGAGACGGUCCUCCUCCUCCCCACCUACCUCGGGGUCGAGGCCCUGAGGGUCACGGCCUUUGACCCGGACCUGACGCCUGACCCCGCCGUGACCCCUGCUGACCUCUCUGUGACCUCUGCCCUGGUGUACACCCUGGCUGACCGGAACCUCGAACACUUCUCCAUGGAACGUUCCACUGGCGUUCUCACCGUCAAAAACCGCAACCUCUCCAAGGACCGUUACCGCUUCAACGUCAAGGUGUGGGAUGGUCGUUUCUCCAGCACAGUGUUAGUAACCAUCCUGGUCCGUGAAGCCAUGGACAGCGGCCUCCUCUUCUCCCUCCCCGUCUACUCGUCCUCCGUCGCCGAGAACGAUGGCAACAUUUCCAUAGUGACCGUGGUGAACGCAGUGGGACACCGGCUUAACGAGCAGCUGAAGUACACGCUGCUGAAUGCUGGCGGUCGCUUCACGGUGCGCCCCACUUCCGGGGUGGUCCUGACCAUGGGAAUACCGUUUGACCGCGAGGAGCAGGACAGCUAUGAACUGGUGGUCGAAGCCAGCAGAGUCUACGACCGACUGAGGGUUGCUAGAGUUACUGUCAAGGUUCAGGUGGAGGAUGUGAAUGACAAUGCUCCGGAGUUUGUUGACUUGCCGUACUACGCUGCUGUCCAGGUGGAGUCAGACCCAGGCUCCGUGGUGUACAGGGUCUCAGCAUCAGACAGAGACUCUGGGCUCAACGGUGAUGUCGUUUACACACUGAAAGAGGAGCAUCGGAACUUCCAGGUGGACCCUCUAAGAGGUGAACUGAUCCUCAAGCGUUCCCUCGAAGCCGACCUGUCCAACGCUGAAUACAAACUCACCAUCGUAGCUCAAGAUGGUGGCUCCCCUUCCCUGUCCAGUGAGGUGGAGCUACCUGUCACUAUCAUGAACAAGGCCAUGCCGGUGUUUGACAAGCCUUUCUAUGGCAUCACAGUGAGGGAGGAUGUCCCCGUGUCCACCCCGGUCCUGUAUAUCAACGCUACCAGCCCCCAGGGACAGAGUGUUAUAUACACUGUCAUGGAGGGAGACCCUUCACUACAGUUUGACAUGGGCUUUGAUACUGGUGCGAUCCGGGUCAGCUACCCGUUAGACUACGAGACCACGCCAUACUACCGAUUAACGGUGAAGGCUACGGACACGCAGACUGGUGCGAGGUCGGAGGUCGAUGUGGACAUCGCCGUGUUGGACGUUAAUGACAACCCUCCGCUUUUCCAGAACGUCUCAUAUUCCACCACGCUGCCCGAGAACUCCAUGAUCGGCACUCCGGUAUUACAGGUGUUGGCGUUGGACAGUGACUCGGAGCGUAACUCGUUGGUCCGUUACCAGAUCCUGUCAGACGUCUACAGCAGUACCGACUUCUUCCACAUCGAUAGCAGCAGCGGACUGAUCCUCACCGCGCGUAUGCUCGACUACGAAACCAUGCAACAAUACACCUUCAUCGUCAGGGCAACCGACAGCGGCGACCCUGCCCUCAGCAGCGAGGUCAAUGUCGUGGUUUUGGUUACAGACGCCAACGACAACCCUCCUUCUUUCAGCCAAUCGCUGUACGAAGUGUACUUGAGCGAGCUGGCCCCCAGGGGACAGUUUGUGACCUGCGUCCAGGCCUCUGAUGCUGACAGCUGUGAUGCAAAUAGACUCAGGUACAAUAUCCUGUCCGGUGAUGAGCGGACAAUGUUUAUGAUGGACACAGAGACGGGGUUGAUAUCUCUGUCCAAUCAGAGAAGACAGGGGAUGAGGGCUUCCUUGAGGCUCAACGUGUCUGUGUCCGACGGGGUCUUCACCAACACCGCUGAGGUCAAUGUGUAUGUGCUGGGAGCGAACCUCUACAGCCCAGUAUUCAGCCAGAGGUUCUACCUGGCGGAGACCAGAGAGAAUACACCUGCUGGAUCCAGAGUCAUACAGGUGCGUGCUACGGAUGAGGACUCAGGUCUGUUUGGUCAGGUGACCUUCACGUUCAUCAACGACUUGGGGAAGAGUAAGUUCAGCAUCGACGCUAAAGGCCUCAUCACCACCGCACAGAAACUAGACCGUGAAAACCCUAGCAACAAGGAUAUAGUCCUCACCGUCAUGGCCCUUGAUGGAGGAGGUCGUGCAGCGUUCUGUACGGUCCGUGUGGUGUUAACUGAUGAGAAUGACAACGCUCCUCGGUUCAGGGCGGUGGAGUAUCGUAUGAGCAUCAGGUCCAAUGUGGCUAAAGGAUCCUUGGUUACCCAGAUCCAGGCCUCAGACCUUGACGCUGGCCCCAAUGGACGGGUCAUCUAUUCCCUGUACAGCGAGGCCCGCCUGCCCCUGGUUGACGUACUGGAGGUGGAGCGGGACAGCGGUUGGAUGGUGACCAAAGGAUCUCUUCUCCAUCUCCAAGGAACCAUCCUAUCCUUCUUUGUCAAGGCUACAGACCGUGGCACCCCGGCCAAACAUUCUCUGGUCUCAGCCUUCAUCCAUGUCCUCCCCCCGGACGCCCUGGUCCCCUCCUUCACCCAGCCUCAGUACUCCUUCACCAUACCAGAGGACACGCCGGUGGGCACGGUCCUGGGAAACAUAUACCUGGCCCCAGGGCAGACUGGGGCUUACACCGCUGUGGGGGGAGAGACUCCCGACAGCAACCAGGAAAGAACAGCUCAGAUUUUCAAUAUUAUUUAUAAUAUAUGUUAUACAGUGCCAUUCUUAAAGUAUUCAGACCCCUUGACUUUUUCCACAUUUUGAUACAAUACAGUCUUAUUGUAAAAUGUAUUACAUUGUUUUUUUUUACUUUCAUCAAUCUACACACAAUACCCCAUAAUGACAAAGCAAAAAUAGGUUUGUAUUUUCUUUUGCAAAAUUGUAAAAAAAAAUAUAAAAAAAAUAUGAAAUCUUACAUUUACAUAAGUAUUCAGACCCUUUACUCAGUACUUUGUUGAAGCUCCUUUGGCAGUAAGUACCUCCUUGUCUUCUUGGGUAUGACACUACAAGCUUGGCACGCCUGUAUUUGGGUUUCUCCCAUUCUUCUCUGCAGAUCCUCUCAAGCUCUGUCAGGUUGGAUGGGGAGCGUCGCUGCACAGCUAUUUUCAGGUCUCCCUGGAGAUGUUAGAUCGUGUUGAAGUCUCUGGCUGAGCCACUCAAGGACAUUCAGAGACUUGUCCCGAAGCUACUCCUGCAUUUUCUUGGCUGUGUGCUUAGGUUCGUUGUCCUGUUGGAAGGUGAACCUUCGUCCCAGUGUGAGGUCCUGAGUGCUCUGGAGCAGGUUUUCAUCAAGGCUCUCUCUGUACUUUGCUCUGGUCAUCUUUUCCUCGAUCCUGACUAUUCUCCCAGUCCCUGCCGCUGAAAAUAUCUCCAAAGCAUGAUGCUGCCACCCAUAUGCUUCACCCUAGGGAUGGUGCCAGGUUUCCUCCAGACGUGACGCUUGGCAUUCAGACCAAACUAUUCAAUCUUGGUUUCAACAGACCAGAGAAUCUUGUUUCUCAUGGUCUGAAAGUCUUUAGGUGCCUUUUGGCAAACUCCAAGCGGGCUGUCAUGUGCCUUUUUCUGAGGAGUGGCUUCCUUCUGGCCACUCUACCAUAAAGGCCUGAUUAGUGGAGUGCUACAGAGAUGGUUGUCCUUCUGGAAGUUUCUUCCAUCUCCACAAAGGAACUCUAGAGCUCUGUCAGAGUGACCAUCAGGUUCUUGGUCACCUCCCUGACCAAGGCCCUUCUCCCCCGAUUGCUCAGUUUGGCUGGGCGCCCAGCUCUGGGAAGAGUCUUGGUGGUUCCAAACUUCUUCCAUUUAAGAAUGAUGGAGGCCACUGUGUUCUUGGGGACCUUCACUGCUGCAGAUGUUUUGGUGCCCUUCCCCAGAUCUGUGCCUCGACAGAAUCCUGUCUUGGAGCUCUACGGACAAUUCCUUCAACUUCAUGGCUUGGUUUUUGCUCUGACAUGCACUGUCAACUGUGGGACCUUUUAUUGACAGGUGUGUGCCUUUCCAAAUCAUAUCCAAUCAAUUUAAUUCACCAUGUGGACUCCAAUCCAGUUGUAGAAACAUCUCAAGAAUGGUCAAUGAAAACAGGAUGCACGUGAGCUCAAUAUUGAGUCUCAUUGCAAAGAUGUCUAAAAACCUGUUUUCGCUUCGUCGUUAUGGAAUAUUGUGUGUAGAUUGCUGAGGAUUUUUUUUAUUUAAUCAAUUU
Molecule: messenger RNA, 5420 nt
Organism: Salvelinus fontinalis (brook trout)
Lineage: Eukaryota; Metazoa; Chordata; Actinopteri; Salmoniformes; Salmonidae
Product: protocadherin Fat 3-like
Exons: 20
Coding region: 92-3988 (1298 amino acids)
Biological process (GO): homophilic cell-cell adhesion
Cellular component (GO): plasma membrane
Molecular function (GO): calcium ion binding
Source: RefSeq, a predicted model, not a curated record